AUGACAAACGACAAAGCAGAGGGAGCAUUGCAGACAUCGUUCGCUGAGGAUUAUGGGAAAUUCAACAAAGUCCUCUUUUACGACGACUCCAAUACCGUUCAAUUAUACGAAAAGAAAACACUGAUUUCUGAGCAAACCUCAUCGACAGCAAAAUCUCCGCAAAGCCAUAUGCUAACGAGAUUGAGGCGGCCUUCUGCAUACACCACAGUUAGGGAACUCUAUGCAGUCAAAGUGUUUCGCCACAGUCAAACCAAGGUAUUUCCGCUGCCUAGUUCGCUCCGAAAUCAAAGUCUAGCCGCCUCACUAUGUCACCCUAAUAUUGUCCCAAUCAUCGACAUUCUCUAUAAUAAGCAAACAAAUCUCUGUCUUGUCAUGCCUUAUUAUGCUGGCGGCAAUCUGCACUCUUUUCUCUCACACAAAGGGAAACGGAUGGAGAAGUUGUCCACCGAGGAGUUAAACUGCUUGGCUAUUCAAAUCCUGCGGGCAAUGGCAUUUUUGCAUAAAAACAAUGUUGCUCAUGGUGAUAUGAGGCCAGAACAUGUACUCCUCACGGCCCAAGGUGCAGUGAAGGUAGGUGGUUUUGGGGAAGACGAGCAUGCAGUUCGCGAACUGGCACAACUAUCGCAUGGUGUUAAUCUCACUUCGUCCUUAUCGGGACCCCGCCGUAACUCAGCUCCGGCUUCUAACUAUAAGCCCAAUCUGUGCAUUCGGAGAAGGGUUUCAGAGUUAAGCGUCCCUUAUCUUCCCCCCGAGAGAUUUUCGGGUCGCGGUGGCUUUCGCCGCCACACCUAUGCACGUCAGGAUAUCUCUGAGAUUAAAGCGGGAGAUAUAUGGGCAUGCGGCAUAAUCUAUAUGAUCCUACGGACCGGCAAACUCCUCUGGCGCAGCGCCCAGAGAGCCAAUCCUGACAAAUCUUUUGACGAUUACCUCCACUGUCGCAUGGAGAAAGAUGGCUAUAGUCCCAUGCUGGUUCUUGAAGAUCGUUGCCGCAAUGUGGUUUACGCGAUGUUACAUCCCGAUUUAGAGUCGAGAAUCACUGCAGCAGAGAUAUUGGGUUCUGAGUGGGCCCUUGGAGUUGCAGUUUGUGAGGUAGGGGAGAAGGGGUUGUGA
Molecule: messenger RNA, 1110 nt
Organism: Penicillium lagena
Lineage: Eukaryota; Fungi; Ascomycota; Eurotiomycetes; Eurotiales; Aspergillaceae
Product: kinase-like domain-containing protein
Exons: 2
Coding region: 1-1110 (369 amino acids)
Biological process (GO): protein phosphorylation; intracellular monoatomic cation homeostasis; intracellular signal transduction
Molecular function (GO): protein serine/threonine kinase activity; ATP binding
Source: RefSeq, a predicted model, not a curated record